This is a messenger RNA of Acanthocheilonema viteae, 1458 nucleotides long. Lineage: Eukaryota; Metazoa; Nematoda; Chromadorea; Rhabditida; Onchocercidae. The record is from the annotation of a GenBank genome assembly.
AUGUCAUAUUAUGGAAAUACUGGAUCUAUGAAUCGAGGUCGUGAUAAUCAAUUCCCGGCACACAGUCCGGGUAGCAAUUAUCAAUCAUAUGGAAAGCAUCCGGAUAAUUACAAUCGAUAUGAAACAGCACGUUCUCGAAGUCAUGCAACACAACGACAACGAGAAGAAGAUGAAAGGAGUCGAUUUUCGGGAUAUGGUGAUCGACCAGGCUCUGGGGUAGAAUUCAUGCCUACGAAAUGGCAUGGUGGGGAGAUUAUUACCGAUCCGGGACAUUUGCCUCGUUCAUUGAAACCGCGUCGUUUGUAUUAUUCACCAAUUGGUGAUGGUGUUGUUGCUGCGGAUGGUGUUGAAUUGAAACGUGUUCCAAAAGAUUUAUCACCAAAAAUUACGGUGACACAUAGCAGAACGUUGGACAGAGGUGAACCUGGCCAUGAUGGUUACAACAUCUAUACCCGAACAACAACAACUCAUGAUUUAGGAAAUGAUUACGGAAGUGAUAUGGGUGGAAGUGGACGUGAUUCACGAUUGACAGGCGGCAUAUCACCAGGUAGCGAUUCAUUUGGACAGCAGAGUGGUACUGGUUCUGGUCCCGGUAUGAGUUAUGGUGGUCGAGAUUCAGAUCAUAAAGGUGGAGGAAUGGGAGAGCGAAGACCAGGAAGUGGUGGCGGUUAUGGCGCUGGUAGUGGUAGUACACCGUUCGGUCAUGGAAAAGAUUAUUCAAGUGAUGUUGGAUCUGGUGAUAUCGGUUAUCCAGGUGGUCGAGAUAAAGAUCUUCAUGGUACUGGAUCACCAAAUUAUGGCUACCGUUCACCAACUGCAACUUAUCAAUACUCAUCAAUUUAUCAUGAUCCACAUAAUACACGUGGUUUCACACAGUCUGAUCCAUUUGUGAGUGAAUCUAGAGGUCGUUCCCAGAGUGUUGACUUACUAAACGGACCCGACAAUUAUUGUGGUGAUUACGAAUUUAAAAACGAUGGUCAUUCAAGUGAUGGAUCCAUACUGCAUGAGUCAACCAAAUCAGAACGGUAUCGAAAGUUUGAUGUGACCAAAGAUUAUUUGAUAACGAAUCCACGUGAACUAAUACACCAAUAUGCAACCACAACUCCAGUUUCUAUACUCGAAAUACCUGAAACAUCAUCACGUACAGUAAAGAAAAUGUAUUCAUCAACAACCGAAGAAAAGUAUGUACCAUAUCCGCCUUAUAAAGGUUCCAGCGCUGCUGUUCAUCCGAACAAUUUUGCCCGUCAAAUAAGAGAUGAAGGAUUAACCGUAUCACAACGUGAAGCAAACAGGCAUCAAAAUCCUCUAAUUACCGAUGAUCCAGAAAUUACACAUAAAAUUUCAGAAAUACGCAAAGAAGCAAGUCGAACAGCAACAACAAAUAAAGAGAUUGAUCAUCUGACUGAAAAAAUGAUGUAUAACUUACAAAGCGGGCAACCAACACCAUUGCAUUAUUAA